Messenger RNA from Trichoderma breve, 684 nucleotides. RefSeq lists its product as uncharacterized. The coding region runs from base 1 to 684 and encodes 227 amino acids. Lineage: Eukaryota; Fungi; Ascomycota; Sordariomycetes; Hypocreales; Hypocreaceae. The record is from RefSeq and is a predicted model, not a curated record. The transcript is spliced from 4 exons.
AUGCCUACUCUUCGAGAACGCAAGAACCCCAGUUCGGGAACCAAGGUCCACCCGGGCAAAGAUGACCCGGUUCAUCGUGAAGCCGCUGGACUCGUUGCACCGGAAUCACUCGCCGCAGAAUCCGUCCAGCACGGCGGCGAAUUCGCACAGAAUCGCAAUGCUCAGCAAGAGGGCGUUGAAAGUUCCGGCCUGAAAGCCCAGUCCGGUCGCGAAGGCGGCGAGGCGCCGGGCUACGUGGCAGAUCAAUACAUCAAGGACACGAAGGGCCCUCAUGGCAAGAACAUCAAAGAAGGUGUUGAUGAAGGCAAGGCUGGAGAGAAGAAUGACGGGUUGGCGAGGGCGUUGAGGGCGGAGCCGGGGAGCGAGGACGAUCCGAGUAGGUCUUUUUACGGCAAGACAUACGAAGACAUGCCCGUUAUACCGGAGGAGAAGUCGUCGCUUCGACCGCCACGACCAUCGGAUGUUGAUUCAGGGAAGCAGAGCAGUACUUCAGGUUCAAAACAAGAAGAGACUCGGAGAGAUGCGCCCAGAAAUACAGAUGUGCUGUCUGAGCAGGAUGUUGAGGCUGAAGAGAUGGAGCAUCAGCGAUAUGGAGAGGCGCAACCGCAGCUUGUGCCCACGGACAUGAUUGAGACGAUGAUAUCAGCGCAGGGGCGAAAGAAGGAGAGUCUCAACGACGGAUGA